Molecule: messenger RNA, 1692 nt
Organism: Xenopus laevis (African clawed frog)
Lineage: Eukaryota; Metazoa; Chordata; Amphibia; Anura; Pipidae
Gene: rab2b.S
Product: rab2b, member RAS oncogene family S homeolog
Cellular component (GO): acrosomal vesicle; cytoplasm; Golgi membrane
Molecular function (GO): GTPase activity; GTP binding
Source: RefSeq, marked provisional
CUGCCUUGGUGGCUCUGACGAUUGCCAUCAUGUCGUAUGCAUACCUCUUCAAGUAUAUUAUUAUUGGUGACACAGGUGUGGGGAAAUCUUGUCUGCUUCUUCAGUUUACAGAUAAGAGGUUUCAGCCAGUUCAUGACUUAACAAUUGGAGUUGAGUUUGGUGCACGCAUGAUAAAUAUUGAUGGGAAGCCUAUCAAACUACAGAUAUGGGACACGGCUGGACAAGAGUCAUUUCGUUCAAUUACAAGAUCUUAUUACCGAGGUGCUGCUGGGGCCCUGCUAGUGUAUGAUAUUACAAGACGGGAAACCUUUAGCCACCUCACAUCCUGGCUAGAAGAUGCUCGGCAACAUUCCAGUUCAAAUAUGGUCAUAAUACUGAUUGGAAAUAAAAGCGAUCUUGAGUCUCGUAGAGAUGUUUCUAGAGAAGAGGGAGAAGCCUUUGCUCGGGAACAUGGUCUCAUAUUUAUGGAGACCUCUGCUAAAACUUCAGCUAAUGUGGAAGAGGCCUUCAUUGACACUGCCAAAGAAAUUUACAAAAAGAUCCAGCAGGGGCUGUUUGAUGUGAAUAAUGAGGCUAACGGGAUCAAAGUUGGACCCCAGCAAUCAAUAAGUGAUCCCCUUGGAAGUGGAUUAAGACAAAGCCAAAAUGAAGGUGGAGGAACUUCUGGAUGUUGCUGAAGCAAACAGAAUUAUCAUACUAGAGGAAUUCCUAAACCCAGCUUCAUGCACGUUACAUCUUUUUAUCACUCCUUUCUGUCUGUUAUAUAUCCGACUUUCCUUCUUUCCUGUCUCCCCAUCACAUACAAGGGAAUCUGUAUAUAAUGUUCAUGGCCUUUCUUUAUGUAUGUUUGCCUUUUUAAGUUUGUCAUUUGCCUUUCUUUUUUUAUUCCAAUCUGUGUAUUUAAAGUGUAAGAAACAGCACAAAUGAAAUACCCUUGUGCACUGAUAUGACGUACAUUAAUAUGGACACUACAUUUUAAACAUGAGUUUGAAGAGCAAACCCACAUCUCGAUGCGGGUCAUUAUCAUUUGUUACAGUUAGGAGUUGAGUAGAUGAGUUGAGUUGUUGGUUCAAUUAAUGUUUUCAUUUUUUUUUUUAAGGAGAAGUAAACUGUUUAUUUUACUGUUACUGGACAAAAGGGGCAUAUUGUUGUCCUUUAAAUGAAAAUUGUUACAUUUUCUCUUAUUUUAAAAAUGUUAUAAAUUCUGCAUGUAGCAAUGUUCCUUUUUCCUAAUAUGGAUACAAUUAGUUUGUAUCCUUGGAGUGACAGGGGACCACAGCAAUGCCUAGAAAUGUAGUGCAUUGCCAUAUCAUUUCCCAUUCAGCUGUAUAAGUGAUCUUAUCCUUUGGCCUAAACUAUAUAGAUUCAAAUAAAGUAUCUCCCAGCAAGCAUUGCAUCUGUCCAAUAAAUACCGGAGCUACCUUGUAUUAUUUAUUGAUCUGCUGUAUUGAGCAACAAAAACAUGGAUUUUCUUCAGAGUAAGUAGGUAAACAUUUGGUUGUGUUUGGAACCUAUUUAAUACCUGUCUGCUUAAGAAAAUAAUUUUAGGUCAAGUUUUUUACGUUAAAGUUGGUUAGUGAAAUUAGUUCAUUACUUCCUCUGCAAAGAAAGGAUUAUAAAUGACAGUAUAUUGGAAGUUGUGUAUUAACUGUCUGGUUUCCGCCUGCCAUGUUAAUAAAGUUUUCCUGACUA